Messenger RNA from Erigeron canadensis, 2506 nucleotides. RefSeq names its product monosaccharide-sensing protein 2. Bases 138 to 2366 code for a protein of 742 amino acids. Gene Ontology annotation, cellular component: membrane. The transcript has 5 exons. Gene Ontology annotation, biological process: transmembrane transport. Gene Ontology annotation, molecular function: myo-inositol:proton symporter activity. Lineage: Eukaryota; Viridiplantae; Streptophyta; Magnoliopsida; Asterales; Asteraceae. The record is from RefSeq and is a predicted model, not a curated record.
UUCAGAUUUUCGAUAUGUAUAUAUGAAUCUUGGAUUUAGUUCUUCAUUAUAUUUGUGUAGAUAUAUUAUAUAUAGUAAAACAUUUUGGUAGUGCAGAAGGAAAGGAUAGGGAGUGAGUGGGGGUGGGAAGAUCAAAGAUGAGUGGAGCAGUGUUAGUAGCUGUUGCUGCUGCUGUUGGUAACUUGCUUCAAGGAUGGGAUAACGCUACUAUUGCUGGUGCUGUGUUAUACAUUAAGAAAGAAUUCGAGUUGGAAAGUGAACCAACGAUCGAGGGUUUAAUCGUGGCGAUGUCAUUGAUUGGUGCGACAGUAGUGACGACUUGUUCAGGGGGAGUAGCAGAUUGGCUUGGUCGACGUCCCAUGCUUAUUAUUUCAUCGGUCUUGUACUUCAUUAGUGGUUUAGUUAUGGUGUGGUCGCCGAAUGUUUACAUCCUUUUAUUGGCUAGGUUGUUAGAUGGGCUUGGGAUUGGGUUGGCAGUUACUCUUGUUCCUGUUUAUAUAUCCGAGACUGCGCCUCCUGAGAUUAGAGGGUCGCUUAAUACUCUGCCUCAGUUUAUGGGGUCUGGUGGGAUGUUCCUUUCUUACUGUAUGGUGUUUGGUAUGUCGUUAAUGGAGUCGCCUAAUUGGAGGUUGAUGCUUGGGGUUUUGUCUAUUCCAUCACUUGUUUUUUUCGUUCUUACCAUAUUUUUCUUGCCCGAGUCUCCAAGAUGGCUUGUUAGCAAGGGAAGAAUGCAAGAAGCGAAACAGGUUUUGCAGAGGCUACGUGGCAAAGAAGAUGUCUCAGGUGAGAUGGCUUUACUAGUUGAAGGCCUUGGAAUUGGGGGUGACACGUCAAUCGAAGAGUUCAUAAUUGGCCCUGCAAAUGAUCUUGAACAAGAUCAAGACGAAGCUGCCAAAAUUAAGUUGUACGGUCAUGAAGCAGGUGUCUCAUGGAUUGCUCGACCCGUCACUGGACAGAGUAUGCUUGGUAUCGCAUCCCGUCAAGGAAGUACUAUAAACCCAAGUGUGCCACUUAUGGACCCUCUUGUCACCCUCUUCGGGAGUGUCCAUGAGAAGCUUCCAGAUGCUGCUGGUAGCAAAGGAAGUAUGCUUUUCCCACAUUUUGGUAGCAUGUUUAGUGUUACUGGAAAUCAAACUAAACAUGAAGAUUGGGAUGAAGAGAGUGUCGGUGAGAGAGAGGGUGAUGAUUUUGGAUCUGAUGCUGGUGGCAAUGAUUCUGAUGAAAAUUUGCAUUCCCCAUUGAUUUCUCGCCAAACUACCAGUGUAGAGAAAGAUAUGAUUCAACCAGCUGCUCAUGGCAGUAUUCAGAAUGCUAGACAUGGCAGUGCUCUGCAAAAUGCAGGUGGAGACCAAAUGGGUAGUACAGGGAUUGGAGGUGGUUGGCAGCUUGCAUGGCAAUGGACUGAACGAGAAGGGGAAGAUGGAAAGAAGGAAGGAGGGUUUAAAAGAAUUUAUUUGCAUCAAGAAGCUGGCAGUGGAUCUCAACGUGGGUCAUUGAUUUCUGUUGUUGGUGGUGGUGGUGAUAUGGUGACAGAUGGUGAUGUCUUUCAGGCUGCAGCUUUGGUUAGUCAACCUGCACUUUACUCCAAGGAUCUUGUUGAUCAGCACCCAGUUGGACCAGCUAUGGCUCACCCAUCUGAAGCUGCAAUGAAAGGAGCUAGCUGGAAGGAUCUUUUUGAACCAGGAGUCAAACAUGCAUUGUUUGUUGGUAUUGGUCUUCAGAUUCUUCAACAGUUCUCUGGCAUCAAUGGAGUCCUUUACUACACACCUCAGAUUCUCGAGGAGGCAGGUGUUGGUGUUCUUUUAUCAAAUCUGGGCAUCAGCUCAACCUCAUCGUCUCUACUUAUAAGUUGCAUCACAACUUUGUUAAUGCUUCCUUGCAUUGCCGUGGCUAUGAGGCUCAUGGACAUCUCUGGAAGAAGGACUCUAUUGCUGACUACAAUCCCAGUCUUGAUCUUGAGCCUCGUGAUCUUGGUGGUUGGAAGUGUAAUUGACUUUGGGAGCAUUGUGAAUGCAGCUAUCUCAACAGCAAGUGUUGUGAUCUAUUUUUGCACCUUCGUGAUGGGAUUUGGUCCAAUCCCCAACAUCCUUUGUGCAGAGAUUUUCCCAACCCGAGUGCGUGGAUUAUGCAUUGCCAUUUGCGCCCUUACAUUCUGGAUAUGUGACAUCAUCGUGACCUACUCUCUUCCCGUCUUGCUUACUUCUGUUGGUCUCUCGGGUGUUUUUGGAGUGUAUGCUGUUGUGUGCGUCAUAGCGUGGGUGUUUGUUUUCUUGAAGGUUCCAGAAACCAAAGGAAUGCCACUUGAAGUUAUUACAGAGUUCUUCGCUGUUGGUGCAAAACAAGCUGCUGCAGCAAAAAACCAUUGAUGUGGUACCAUACACGUUUUUGGAUUAUGUUUUGGCUUUUGUUUUUUUGACGUUUUUGGUUUGGUUUAAAUUUUGUUGUGAUUGAAACAGUAAAUUUAAAAGUUUUAGUUGUUUAUGGUGUAAUUUCUUCAUUUCUUGUA